Messenger RNA from Cuscuta campestris, 1613 nucleotides. The record is from the annotation of a GenBank genome assembly. NCBI's taxonomy places the organism in Eukaryota, Viridiplantae, Streptophyta, Magnoliopsida, Solanales, Convolvulaceae.
CACAAAUCUAUUUUGUUGAAAACAACAACAGCAGGAAAGUUUGAUUUCCAAUCAGAUCAGAGCUCUAUCAUUGAUUCACUGGCAAUUUGAGAUCUCGAUUGCUCCGUGAUCGUCGAUGCAAGUGCCGGAAGACUGAUUCGACGCGGAGGGAUCGACUCAGUGAAAUCAGUUUUUAGCGAGCGCUUCAGCGAUGGGCAGUAGGUCAGCCAUUCUCAUCGUCUUCUUGCUCUCGCUUCUCUCAAGCGUCGCCGUUCACUGUAAAACCCUCAAGCGUGAUGUAAAAGCUUUGAAUGAAAUUAAAGCAUCUCUUGGAUGGAGGGUGGUGUAUGCUUGGGUGGGAGAUGAUCCAUGUGGAGAUGGUGAAUUGCCCCCUUGGACAGGGGUAACAUGCUCCACCGAGGGUGAUUAUCGAGUGGUGACGGAAUUGGAAGUCUAUGCUGUUUCAAUAGUAGGUUCUUUUCCUACUGCUGUAACGAACUUGUUGGAUCUUACUAGACUGGAUCUGCAUAACAACAAGUUGACUGGUCCUAUUCCUCCUCAAAUUGGACGUUUGAAGCGUCUUAAAAUACUGAAUUUAAGGUGGAAUAAGCUGCAAGAUAUCAUUCCUCCUGAGAUUGGUGAACUAAAGAAACUUACACAUCUCUACCUGAGUUUCAACAACUUUAAGGGUGAGAUCCCAAAGGAAAUUGCAAAUCUUCCUGAGCUCCGGUAUCUACAUCUUCAUGAAAACCACUUCGUUGGACGAAUCCCACACGAGCUGGGCACUUUACAAAACCUCAGGCAUUUGGAUGUUGGCAACAAUCGCCUGGUUGGAACAAUUAGGGAACUCAUACGCAUUGAAGGAUGCUUUCCUGCUCUUCGCAACCUUUAUUUGAACAAUAACUAUCUUACGGGAGGUCUUCCUGCACAACUUGCAAAUCUGACUAACUUGGAGAUUUUAUAUUUAUCAUACAACAGAAUGACUGGAAUUAUACCACCCAGCAUUGCUCAUAUUCCCAAGUUAACCUAUUUGUAUUUGGACCACAACCAGUUCUCUGGAAGGAUUCCUGAUGCCUUUUAUAAACAUCCCUUCUUGAAAGAGCUGUACAUAGAAGGAAACUCGUUCCGAUCUGGCGUGAACCCCAUAGGCGUGCACAAAGUCCUGGAACUUUCCGACUCGGAGUUCCUAUUCUAGAAUCUAUAAACCAUCUUGGCCAGAAGUUGUCAUGUUUUUUGUUGCUAGAAAUGAUCACAUUGCCACUGAAGGGGUUGAAUGAGAAGAUAUUUAUGUUCAAAUGUGGGGCAUGUGAUGCAUUUCUGGGUGUCCAAGAAUUACCAUUUCUAGCAACAAGAAAUUAAUUUCUAGCAACUAGAAAAAAGGCUAAUAAAUUUUAGUCAUUGUUCAUAGUCUUUUUUUUUGCUAUAACUUGAUUGUUAUUCAGUUUGUGGCAAAAAGUGAUACAUGUAUACGCAUUUUGUUUUUUUGGGGUUACACACUUACACUAUUCGUGCCCAUAUUUAAGGUCCUGUUCUUUUGAGUUGGAAAAACUAACUUCCAACUCAUAGCUUCUUCCAAUCUCUUUCAAUUCCUUUCAAUUUCUUCAACAAUGAUUUAAGAAAAUUUUAUAUACGAU